AGUUGACCGUACUAAAAAAUAUAUUUAUAUUUAUAACAAAAACCAAUUAGAUAUUAAAAAUGCUGGCUAAUAAUUGGUCUCGUGUACUUUUUGGAAAAAAAAUUCUAUCUCGUCGAUAUCAACAUGGAUACAUAAUACUUGUUCCUGAAAUUGGAGAAGACUCGGAAACGAAGGAUCCGUUUACCAAAAGCGAUGGUUUGCCGGAAUUUAAUAACAUAACGAUUGAAAAUUGUAGAGCUGCAAUAGCAAAGCAAAGUUUAGAAUUUGAAGCAGGCGUGAAGAAAAUAGAAGAAGAAAUAAGUAAUGCGGGGACACAAGACAUAUUUCGACAGGUAUUUAAUUCAUUAGAAUCGCUUGGAGGGCCAUUAGAUUUGACAUGGGGAUUAUCCAAAACAUUGUAUUUAGGAAACAGUACUUUAAUGCCAACUUCCAGCUACAUAGCCAUACAUGAACGUGCAAGACAAGCUAGAGCUUCAAAAUACAGUAAUAAAGGUAUUUACAAUGCUGUAAAAGAUGUUCUACAAACCAAGACUGAAAAAACUGUUGAACAAUCUAGGAUACUACAAAAAUUUGCAGUUGAGGGCAGGUUAAAUGGACUGGAUAUUGAAGAGUCUAAAAAAAGCAUAGUUUUAAAUGAAUAUUUAAAUAAAUUGUCUAAAGAAAAAACGUUAUUUAAACAAAAAAAUGAAGUUUCCACCAAAAGGUUUAGUCAAACAGUAUCAGAUCAAGAAAUUGUAAAAGAUUUUCCUGAAUAUGCAUUAAAGGCUACUUCAAUUGAUCCACAUUUUCCAGAAAAGGGUCCCUGGAAAUUAACUCUUCAGCCAUAUAUUUAUAGAUCGGUAAUGGAAUACUGUCCAGACAGGGAUAUUAGGUGGAACUUUUGGCAGGCUUUAAUGAGUAGAGGGAGUAAAUUUGGAGAUUCAGAAUUGACAACCAGCUUGAAUGUGGAGGAAAUUCGUAGUCUUCGCAGAGAUGUAGCUGGAUUAUUAGGAUUUGAUACAUAUGCAGAUAUGUCAAUGCAAACCAAAAUGGCAACAAGUGUAUCAGAAGUUAAAAAUACAAUAAGGACGUUAUUAGAAGAAGCCUAUCCUGCACAACAGAAUGAAAUAAAAAACCUCCACCAAUUUGCUACUUCACAGGGAUUCCAAGAUGGCGAACUUGAAUUAUGGGACGUGGAUUAUUGGAGAAAGAAACAACAAAAAUAUUUAUAUGUUAACAAUGAAACUGACUUUAAAUCCUACUUUCCAUUAAAAUCCGUAGUGAACGGUUUAUUUCAAUUUUGUGAAAAAAUGUUUGAUAUCAAAAUCAAAGAAAGACCCAACACCACUGGAUGGCACAAGGAUGUUAAAUUUUAUGAUGUAUUUGAAGACCAUUUGAGUGCUCCAAUAGCUGGCUUCUACUUUGAUCCAUAUGCAAGGCAUCAACAGAAAUUAAAGAUUGACAACACUGGUUGGAUGGUUGCAAUACAAAACAAAAGUCAAAUUACUGGUAGAAUCCCAUUGUCAGCUUUGAUUUUCAAUUUCGAUCCUCCCCAGCAAGGCAGGGAUUCCUGUCUAACUUUUAAGGAAACCAAAAACUUAUUUCAGAAGUUUGGCAAUAACUUGCAACAUUUACUAACUCGUACAAAAUAUUCAGAAGUGGCCGGACUAUCAAAUGUGGAAUGGGAUGCAGUGGAAGUUUGUGGAAAUGUUUUAAGUCAUUGGUUGCAUAAUAAAACUGUAAUGGACAGUAUUACCAGUCAUUGUGAAACGGGCGAGAAGCUUCCAAACGAGAUGUUUGAAGUUUUAGUGCAGUCUGAGAAACAUAUGGCUGGUUUAGAUUUGUGUAAUGAAAUGUAUUUAGCAUAUUUAGAUUUAGAACUGCAUUCCACGAAAGAUUAUUGGUUGGACAUUGUAAAAAGAAUGUGGAGUGAUUACAAAUGUUUCAAACUGCAUAAAUUAGACGUACAUCCAUGUUCUUUCAUCCAAAUAUUCGGAGAUGAAUGGGGUGCAGCUUAUUAUUCUCAUAUCUGGUCAAAGAUGAUAGCCGCCGAUAUAUAUAGUGCCUUUUACGAAGUUAGGGAUAAUGAACAUAAAACUUUAGAAAUUAGCAAAAGGUUUCGUGACUCAUUUUUGUCUUUAGGUGGUAGUGUCCAUCCAGGGCAGAUAUUUAGAGAAUUCCGCGGGAGAGAUCCUUCUCCAAAAGCUUUGCUCAGAUCGUUAGGAUUAAGAAAGAAAUAGUGUAUCGUUUAAAUGUA
Psylliodes chrysocephalus is the source of this 2236-nucleotide messenger RNA. The record is from the annotation of a GenBank genome assembly. Lineage: Eukaryota; Metazoa; Arthropoda; Insecta; Coleoptera; Chrysomelidae.